AGAGAGAGCAGGGAGAGAGUAGGGACAUGUGAGUGAGUAAGAGAGAGAGUAGACGAGGGGGGAGCAGCCAGAGAGCGAGAGUGAGAGGAAAAGAGGGAGAUUUUUUUAGCAGCUGCAAACCAUUUCAGCUGUGUAGCGGCCUGAGAACAGAGGCUGGGAGCGAGAGAAAGAGAGUCUGGGAGAGAGGAGGAAAGGAAAAGAGGAACUGGGAAUGCGUGGCACUUUGUCUCAUUCUCACCACGGAGCCGGGAGAAGGAAGACGGCAGAGAAAGGGAAGGGAGUGUGUCCUGGGAUUGUCUGCCGGGAAGAGGGGGAAGACGCUGACUGAAAGCUUGGACUGGAGCUGUGAGGGCUGUCUGGGUCUUUGCCCUCUGGAUACAGUCCCACGACUCACUGCUCUACCCUGCACGCCUGCCUGCUUGCCUGGCUGGUCCAGGAUCCAAGCCCCCCCUUCUCUUAUCUACCCCCAGAUGCCCUCAUUCACUCCAGCCUCACCCCCUCCAAGCUGCUGCCUGCUUUCGAUCUACUGUACCUCUCCCCUGGAGCUGUGGAUGAUCCGAGGAAGAAAGCAAGAUAAAAGAAAAUAAUUGAAACACUGACAGGGAUUUCUCUACGCUAAAGCGGGCUGCUUACUCUCUUUGUUCUGGAUUCAACAUUUUCUUCAUAUGCCACCCUGUUAUGAGGAUUAUGGAGUGGAUUUUCUUUCACUGAUGAUAACUGUUAUGAUGGUGAUGAGAUGUUUUAGGGGAAAUUAGGGUUUUGCCCUGCAGGCACAAGUACCGGUUCUUUGUGAUGGAUAUAAAGGACAGAAAAAGAGAGGCUGCUUGAACACUCACAGCAACCACAAAGUGGCAGUGACUUGGUAAAGGGAUUUCUAUUCUCAUAUUAUACUGGGUUUUUCUCAAGCUCUGAAGUAGAGACAAUUUCUGUAUUUCUUGAUUUUUGAUUUACUGGAUUUCAUAUUCCAAUUUUUUUUAACAAAGGAAGACAAAAGUGAAAUCCAUGGAGUACUUUCCUGUUCAUUGCACCCCACGCAGCUUUUCUUUUAUAUAACUGAGAGUGGGUUUUCUCACCUUAAAAGGAGACUUUUACACUUCCCUGCCUGCCUCUCACGGAGACUGUUGAAGUUGUCCAAGCCCUCUCUGCCUUUUCCUGUUGUGCCACAGAGAGGAGAGGAGACUGGAGAGGAAGAAGACAGAAGCUUAGUGAGAGUGAAAAGGGGGUCAAGGAAUGAGUUGCUCUACAUGAAUAUGGAGGCGAGACCUGUGCUCAGUGUUUCUCACAGAAAAACGAAAGGGUGUUAUCUGCAUGGUCGUUACCUGACCUUGGACUUUGUACUACACAGAGAGGAAGAAGAUGACUGUCUCUUUCCCUUCAUCCUUCCACCUCUCCCUCAUUCCUAACGGCCUUUCAAAUAAACAGGGCUGGUGAUUAAUAUGGUUCCGAGGGGGAGGGCUGUCUCUCCCACUCCCUCGCUGAUGCCACACAGCAUCUUAGAAAGACCAAGGAAAUGCACAGCUGUUGAAGUGACAUAAGGGAGAAGGCAACACACCGGUGGAAUUCAACUGUGGAUGAUAACAUUUGGAAUAAUAACCAGAAUGUGAAACCUGAAGGAUUUGUUAAAUGCGGCCAAAUGCUGUGAUUUUGUGGAUUAUUGGACAAAGGACUUUUGAAGGAUUUACUUUUUCUAUCCCUUUAUUGUGAAGAUUGUUUAAUUUAAUUUUCACCUGUGGAGUGCCACCUGCACCUUUAACUAUAGGGUUGCUGUGGCAGCCUAGCAGGAGUGAAAAGGACAGAAUGGGGAAACCUCUGAGCCGUCCGGACUGCCUGAGGCAGAACCCUCGCUGCCUGGGAAAAAGUGAUGAGGAUGAGGCAUACAUAGAAGAUUGCUACGUCCCACAGCGGUCCAUUUAUGAUACAAUGCGUAUCAAUGAACAGAUUGACCAAGGGACCAAACUGUGUCAACCUUCCAGGAGUACUCUAGGCUCUGGUGGGGAGGGGAGGGGAGAGGGAAGUACACUAUCUAGUAAUGGCACUAUCGGAGCUGAUUUGGGUAAUGUUUUUGUUUCUAGGAAUGCAGAUCAUGCUAGUGGAGUGAAGAGACUUGAUGAGAGAGUCAUCUUUGAUGCCUUAAAGUUAACUGGUGAUCCUCAGAUAAUGUCACCACCAGUUGGCAUUGUAGGUUCAGGUUUGCCCAUUGCUCCGUCAUCUUGUGGUUCUGGCGGGGUGCCUGCAGUCGCCAAGAGGCGGCAUCAAGGUGGGGAUAAAAGGGACAAUCCCAACCGCCGCUCUUGGAAAGCCUUUAUGCCUGCAAGUUAUCCAGAGUUUGCUGAGAGAUUGGAGUUCUCGUCUGUUGAGGGAGCAGAAAAGCGUCUUUCUGUGGCAGGGAUUCCUCUCUCUCCUCUGCAGCCCAUUCCUACUCAUCUCCCUCCAUCAACCCCCACCUCCUUAACUCCUUCCUUACCUCCUUACACACCCUCCCCUUUAUCAUCUGCUCCACACACUCCUCCGUUCUCCUCCUCGCCUUCUUUUACACCCACAGCAAGCCCUGUGCCUCCUCUCAUGCAGCAUCCUCUCAGCAGGCAAAAGCAGGUUCAUCCUUUGCUGCAGAAGCAACACAAAAAGACUCACGCGGUACCGUCGCCUUCCAAAGACCAAUUACCUGCCGUUAGCCAAAAUCAGGCACCCCAGGUUUCUGGAAAUACACCACAGCAAAGCCCCAAUAUCACAAGACAGGUAGAGAGAAGAAGGGAGGAAUACAAAAGGACGAGUAGCUCUUCUAAAUCUGGAUUUAGGCAGAUCCCAGAGGAGCCUUUAGAGUCAGUUAAGACCUCCGAUUCAGAAAGGGACUCUCCUCUUUUGGACCAGGACCAGGGGGACAAUGCCCCUUUGAUCCCCCCAAAACCAAUAUUUUGCCCCCCUACUAAGGCUCGUACCUGGCCCCGCAGUUUAACAUCAGGGAAAAGAACUCAGGUCGGCCUGAGACACAACUUCCCUGUACUCCCCCCUUUGCCUCCACUAUUGGGGGAUGAUAUCAACACAGAUGACGAGUCACUUUAUCUAUUAGACCCUCCAUCACCAUUCCUGAUGGAGGAGGAGGGGUUAGUGUAUGGAGGUCUGCCUCUCUCCCCCUGUAUCAGUCAUGAGGGAGGUGAGGAGGAUCUUCUCGGCUGGGGUGCUGAGGGCAGUGAGCUCGAACGCACAGCCUCUGAGCUUAAAUUUGAGGAGGACGAGCGUAGGAUUCUUGAGGAGCUUGAAGACGAGGACCAUGAAGAGUGCAGCACAAUAUUUGAGGAGGAGGAGGCGUGGAAUAGAGAAAUGGAUAAAGCAGAGGAGGAAAGAGCUCAGAGAGAGGAAAGAGAGUGGGAGGCAGUUCUUAAAUUAGAGAACAGGGAGAUAAUUGACCAGACUUGGGUGAGGGAAACACUGGAGACAGAGGGAUGGGAUUUAACUGGCUCUUCUGGACAUUGGCCUGUAUUAACUCCCCCCACAGGGUUUGGAGGCCCCGGAGUCCCCCAGUGCCUCACCUUGCCCCAGUUCAGGGGCUGAGUCAGAUGACCUCUUCCUAGAGCUGGAGAGGCAAUGUCUAGUGGAUGAAGGUGAGGAGGGAGUUGAGAUGAGUGUAGACCCUGAGCCUCUUGAUCCCUACACUCUUCCUUGUUUAGAGGAAGAGGGAAUACAGGAAGAAGCUAACACUACCUAUGUUGAUUAUAAAGGAACUCUUCCUCUAGAUGAAGUUAACUCUUUAGAGCCUGAUAAUGCUGAGCUAGGCGCAGAGAGUAUUACAAAGUACUCCGAUUUGGCUCAAUCUGAGCCAAUAGAACAGAUGACAAACUUUGACUUAGUG
Messenger RNA from Eleginops maclovinus (Patagonian blennie), 3847 nucleotides. RefSeq lists its product as uncharacterized. The transcript has a single exon. Lineage: Eukaryota; Metazoa; Chordata; Actinopteri; Perciformes; Eleginopidae. The record is from RefSeq and is a predicted model, not a curated record. Bases 1798 to 3549 code for a protein of 583 amino acids.